Molecule: messenger RNA, 1083 nt
Organism: Lasiodiplodia theobromae
Lineage: Eukaryota; Fungi; Ascomycota; Dothideomycetes; Botryosphaeriales; Botryosphaeriaceae
Product: Homodimeric type
Exons: 2
Coding region: 1-1083 (360 amino acids)
Biological process (GO): pyrimidine nucleotide biosynthetic process; 'de novo' pyrimidine nucleobase biosynthetic process
Cellular component (GO): cytoplasm
Molecular function (GO): dihydroorotase activity
Source: RefSeq, a predicted model, not a curated record
AUGCCUCUCGGAAAGUUCGACGGUCUGGAGUUGCCCGCCGCGGCCGAUAUGCACGUCCAUCUGCGCGACGGUGCAAUGAUGGAAACCGUCACUCCCACUAUACGCCAAGGAGGCGUGAAUACCGUCUAUGUCAUGCCUAACCUCGUUCCGCCGCUCACCACCGUCGACGCUACCCUCGCCUACCGCGCCCGCCUGCAAGCCAUCGAGCCGAACGUCACCUUCCUCUCCUCGCUCUACCUGCACCCGGACAUCACGCCGGAAACCAUUGUCGCGGCCAAGAAAGCCGGCGUCACCGGCGUGAAGUCUUAUCCAGCGGGCGUGACGACCAACUCGUCGGCGGGCGUCGUCGACUACGCGUCCUUCUACCCGGUCUUCGCCGAGAUGGAGCGGCAGGACAUGGUGCUGAACCUGCACGGCGAGCUGCCGCCGUCGGCGUCGGCGGCGGGCGACAUCACGGUGCUGAACGCCGAGGAGCGCUUCCUGCCCACGCUGCGCGAGCUGCACGCCAAGUUCCCCAAGCUGCGCAUCAUCCUCGAGCAUUGCACGUCGGCCGCUGCCAUCGCCGCCGUCGAGAGCUGCGGCGACACGGUCGCGGCCACCAUCACCGCACACCACCUCUACCUCACCGUCGACGACGUCGUCGGCAACGCCUUCCACUUCUGCAAGCCCGUCGCCAAGCUCCCCGCCGACCGCCACGCCCUGCUGCGCGCCGCGGCCCAGGGCGGUCCCAAGUUCUUCUUCGGCACCGACAGCGCCCCGCAUCCUAUCACCGCGAAGAGCGGGCCCGGUGCUGCUGCCGGAGUCUUCACCCAGCCGUAUGCGGUGCAGUUGGUCCUGGACGCGUUUGAGGCGGCGGUGACGAAGGGUUGGUUGAAGGAGGAGGAAGUGACUAAGGAGAAUCUGGAGGGAUUUUUGAGCAGAUACGGGAGAGCUUUCUAUAAGGUUGGCGAUGAGCGUGGGGAGAGGAUCGUGUUGAAGAGGCAAGGAGAGAAGGUUGUGGAUGUUGUGAAGCACAAGGAGGGUGAAGUGGAGGUUGUACCGUUUAGGAAGGGACAGAAUACGUGGAGUGUGGCGUGGAAGUAG